This is a messenger RNA of Pomacea canaliculata, 1078 nucleotides long. RefSeq lists its product as uncharacterized. Lineage: Eukaryota; Metazoa; Mollusca; Gastropoda; Architaenioglossa; Ampullariidae. The coding region runs from base 287 to 814 and encodes 175 amino acids. The record is from RefSeq and is a predicted model, not a curated record. The transcript has 4 exons.
UCACGUGGACAUUAGGAGGUCCAUUGCUUUUAGUUACCUGUUGCUAUGUGCAGAGUCUGAUGACAAAUUUACCUGUGCUCGUCUUUUCCAGAUACAGUUUGAAGGUGAGAAGGUAAAGGACUCGUUUCUUCGAGAAACAAACUUCUACCUCAACAACAUCGUCUACAAGAAUGUUUCUUGCGCCCAAACAACUACAUUGAUUAUUUCGUCAUCGACGAGAAAUCCCUUGACCAGUGAGUCUGUAACAACAGAAACCUACACUGAAGUUUCUACAAUACAAACAGACAUGUCACCAAACACAGGAAGUGAUGACGACAAAGACGAGGAGAAGUCACCCAAGCUGACAAUGAUCGGGGUACUCAUCGCUGUGCUCCUCCUGACGGCGGCUGUGGUGGUUGUCGCUCUUUACUUCAGACGCCGGAGGACAGGCGGUGACGCAGAAAGCAAAAAAAGUUCCAUAACCGGAGAUGAACGAAGGUCUAUAAUCAUGGUCACCAACGAUCUCUACUCUGUCUCAGGUGGCUAUCAACACACUGAGGAUGGUUUCCCUUUGCAAGACGUUGACACUCCACAGAACCACGACACCCUAUACGCUGUAGUCCACAAACCGAACAGAGGUCACCAGGUGAACCCUAGGACAGACCCGGAUGUUCUAAUGCAAACAGGAUGUGACAGACCCCACCAGAGACAUAUCUACGAUAAUGUUGCUGCAGACAAAGGCAAUGUUCUCCCACCGCCUACCCUGGGUAUUCCCUCUCAGAGCUGUAGCGAUGAACCACAGGACGGCGAUGUUUACUACAGUUAUUGUCACUAGCAUUGGCGGGCCUCGUGAAGACCUGUGUCAUCAAUGUCUUGCUUUCUCAUCACAGCAAGAAAUGUUUCCAUCAUAAAAUACAGUUAAAUUUAAUUUUAGUUACAAGAAUAUAGACGAAUAACAUCUUGUUGUAUUAAUACUUUAGAAACAUAAACAAAGAGCAACAAAAUUAAAAGUACGUGUAUGUUCUGAAAUUACACUAAAGAAAUGGAAAAAUGAGCGCUAGAAAGGUUCAUGAAAUGAAAAAUAAAUGGCGAUCUUUUC